Cercospora beticola is the source of this 2162-nucleotide messenger RNA. RefSeq lists its product as uncharacterized. The record is from RefSeq and is a predicted model, not a curated record. NCBI's taxonomy places the organism in Eukaryota, Fungi, Ascomycota, Dothideomycetes, Mycosphaerellales, Mycosphaerellaceae.
CAGAGCUAGUUACCGAGGCGACCUUCUCGUCUCCAAGACAUGUUCUCCAACGGAAAGGUACGCGUGGGCACACGGUUGCCCAGAACGAUGCUGCCGAUGUGUCCAAGAGCGACUUCCCGCUGUACAGUCGUCCCGUUGAGCGAGUAGGAUCUGGUCGAGAUCAAGCCUCAGGCAUUUAGCACAGUUCACGGGAAGCACAGCGGAGUCUCUACGCCACCCAUGGUACUAUGGCUUGGCAGAGCACAAGUCCACAUGGCAGAUCUUUUUGAACGAGCUGACCCUCGCUUGUGUUGCUGAAAAGAGAUAUGCUCGAGUGCACUAACGAUCUAUAGUAAUUUAUCGUAGCUAGAUCCCGAGCUUACAGGCAGAGCAACGUCAGGACCGAGCAUAUCACACCUAGAACAGGAGAAAGAUGCGCAAGCUGUUGAAGCCUGCCGUGCUGCUCGCAGUUCUCCCUUUACUCGUCGCUGGCGGCAAUCCCCAUCGUCCCUACCAUCCAGGAAUCAACACAAACAACUGGGAGGGGCUCAGCUCCUCCCACAACGGUGACAAGCUCGACUUGAAAACCUGGUGGGAAUUCGGCUGUUCCCGCCAAGAUGCUGAACUCGGACAAUAUCAACUUCAAUCAGGCCGGUGCAAGAGCUUCACACACAGAUUCCAAAGUUUGCUGUUUGAAAUGCCAGUUCGUCCUGAACACCCGAAAUCGAAAGACCAGACGAUUUGGAACUGUACGCUGGCGAUUUAUGAGGGAGAGGAGUGCAACGGACACAAGUUGGUGACGUUCGAGGACCGGAACAAAUCGACAGGGGAGACUACGAACUGUUUACCGGCUUCCAACGCCGACGAUACUGACCGUGUGGGACGUUCCGUAAUGGUGUAUUGUAACGGACCGACUGGGUACGACCUUGCAAUCGUUAAACCUUUUUGCGAAGACCCUCGUUUGAAUCCUGACGGCCACACGGGCCUCCUCUCCAAAGGCCCGUACCUCAACUUCAGAGCGCAAGGCAAACCUGGAAUGAAGGACAAAAUGGAUUAUUUCGACCUGAGAAACCCCUACUGGGAAUACGAUUCUCAGUGCAAAUAUGAUCCAUUUAUGGAUCUAGAAUACAACACAACCGACUACUGGAAUGCAAAGAAGCAUCAUGACACUGAUCCUUACUGGUGGCUCAAAGUCCAUGAACUCAGUGCUUUGACUGGCUGCGAGACGUGGACCGAAGUCUUCCAAUAUGGAUGGUGCGGCACGCCGGGGACGGUGAUCAGUAGCUGCGAGCAGACCAAACCUCAAUGGCCUGCAGUGCUGCCCUGGAAGAAAGACCAGAAAGGCAAUUGGAUACAACCGACGCCCGGUUCCCAGAACAAGUAUCCCCCGUGGCCAAACGACGGAUACAAAGCUUGCUUGAGAGCGUAUGACCAGCACCAAGCAGUCCAAUCUUCGCAAACCAGCUGGAAUGGACCACCUUACUACAGUACAUACUAUGCUUCGACCUUCGACUGGGGCACCGCAACAGGCAAAGUCAGCGGAACGGAGCGAACAAGAUACUAUCCAUAUUUGAAACCCACCGUCAGCACAAUCUGGGACGACAAGGCAGACACCAGUACCUGGCCCACCAGCUGGCCCACGGGCGUCAGUACCUGGACAAUGCCACCCACAGACGCCACAAACGAACUUUCCAUCGCAAAGAAUACCCACACCCGGCCACCAAUGAAAACAAUGUACUCUACCGUCGUAGUCCCGCCGCCUUCCACAACAACACAAACAGCUCUCCUCCCUGGCACCCGUGUCGCAACGAUGCCAAAUGGCGAUCUGAUCCUCGCAAUGUCGACUUGGUCGCAGACCGUGACGAUGGUAGGCUCAACAGCAAUUCUCGAUCCUGCCGAAACAAGCGAAGUGCCGCCCUCAUGGGCUACCUUUCCAGAAUGGAGUCCGACAGGAAGAUACCGUUCGCUGUAUCCUGAAUUUUCGGAGAAGUGGGGAACGACUUCGACAAAGAGAACAGCAUGGGAGCCGACUCCGACGCUUGUUACGAAGUAUUCCACGACAGUCGUGUCGGCUACAACCAGUUCGUGAUUGGCAGGUGUGAAGUUUUAUCCUUCAUUUGCAGCUUUUGGGAGUAUGUUAUCGAAGAUCAUCCAUACAACCGUACUCUGAUCAACCACUUAAC